CCUGCUCAUGCACACAACGGACGCCAAACUCCAAAGUACCACUUCGAUCUCAACACAAUUUGCCAACAGAUUCAUUCCCUCCUGGCAAUGUGGUGCAGUCGCAUGGCUCUGCGUCGGCUCCAGAGGAUUACUCCACUGGCUCUAACAAGCAACAUGCAGAGGGAGAUGUCCACCCUGUCUCGGGUAUACAUCACCAGACAGAUCCCACCCGAGGGUCUGAAGAUCCUGCGUGAAUCUGGACAGGUGCAGUUCCAGCUGUGGGACUCAGAUGACAUCCCUGUGCCCAGACAGGAGAUGCUCGAGAAGGUCAAAGGUGCUGACGCCCUGCUGUGCGUGCUGACCGAGAAGAUUGAUGCAGAAUUGUUGGACGCUGCAGGUCCAAACCUGAAGGUCCUCAGUACUAUGUCAGUGGGUUUUGACCAUCUCUCUCUGGAGGAGCUGAAGAAAAGAGGAAUCCGUGUAGGUUAUACUCCGGAUGUUCUGACGGAUUCUGUUGCUGAACUGACUGUGGCUCUGCUGCUCACGACCUCCAGGAGGCUCAUUGAGGCCACGCAUGAAGCCAAGACAGGUGGCUGGGGCACAUGGAGAACCCUGUGGCUGUGUGGACAUGAGUUGGCCAACAGCACUGUGGGUAUUCUUGGCCUGGGGAGGAUCGGUGUCGCCAUCGCUGAGCGUCUGGCGCCUUUCAAAGUAAAGAAGUUCAUCUACACGGACGUGGUCCCCAGGCCUGAGCUGGCCAGUAUGAUCAAUGCAGAGUAUGUUUCCUUCGAUGAGCUGGCGAAGCAGUCGGACUUUCUAUCAGUGUGUUGCGCUUUGACGCCAGAAACAAAAGAGAUCUGCAACAAGAACCUCUUCUCCAAGAUGAAGAAUACUUCCAUCUUCAUCAACACCAGCAGAGGUGGGGUAGUGAACCAGGACGACCUGUAUGAGGCGCUGUCCACCGGGCAGAUUGCAGGAGCUGGUUUAGAUGUCACUGUCCCUGAGCCCCUUCCCAUCAGCCACCCUCUGUUUACUCUCAAAAACUGCGUGAUUCUUCCACAUAUUGCCAGUGCCUCCUACACCACCCGUAAUGCCAUGUCUGCCCUGGCGGCAAACAACCUCCUCCUCGGUCUGCGGGGGGAGCCGAUGAUCAAAGAGCUCAAGCUGUGAGAAGACGGUGGUUCCACUCUGAGAACUGGCUGAGUGAUAGACCAUUACUUACACCUACCUAGUUAUUUUUAAAAGGUAAUAAAACCAGUAUAUUUGACCAGU
Messenger RNA from Limanda limanda (common dab), 1251 nucleotides. It is a transcript of the gene grhprb, whose product is annotated as glyoxylate reductase/hydroxypyruvate reductase b. Bases 88 to 1149 code for a protein of 353 amino acids. The transcript is spliced from 9 exons. Gene Ontology annotation, molecular function: hydroxypyruvate reductase (NADH) activity; glyoxylate reductase (NADPH) activity; hydroxypyruvate reductase [NAD(P)H] activity. The record is from RefSeq and is a predicted model, not a curated record. Lineage: Eukaryota; Metazoa; Chordata; Actinopteri; Pleuronectiformes; Pleuronectidae. Gene Ontology annotation, cellular component: cytosol.